Molecule: messenger RNA, 1122 nt
Organism: Mobula hypostoma (lesser devil ray)
Lineage: Eukaryota; Metazoa; Chordata; Chondrichthyes; Myliobatiformes; Myliobatidae
Product: melanin-concentrating hormone receptor 1-like
Exons: 3
Biological process (GO): neuropeptide signaling pathway
Cellular component (GO): plasma membrane; neuron projection
Molecular function (GO): melanin-concentrating hormone receptor activity; neuropeptide binding
Source: RefSeq, a predicted model, not a curated record
AUGGAAAAGUCGGAAAACUGGCAAGAAAAUUCUUCUCAACUCGUCGGCUCGGGAAAUGGAUCGAAAGGAAGUCUGAAAAACCAGUUCGGAGCAGAGCAGUUUACACCAUACACCAACGUUAUCAUGCCAAGCCUAUUUGGGAUCAUCAGUUUUUUGGGCAUCAUAGGCAACUCCAUUGUAAUCUACACCAUAGUAAGGAAAACCAAGUUGAGGUACAAGCACACAGUGCCGGAUGUAUUUAUUUUCAACCUGUCCUUGGUUGAUCUGUUGUUUCUCCUGGGAAUGCCUUUCCUCAUUCAUCAGCUUGUUGGGAAUGGAACCUGGCAUUUUGGAGCAGUCAUGUGCACCAUCAUAACCAGCUUAGACAGCAACAGCCAGGUCACCAACACCUAUAUAUUGACUGCAAUGACCUCUGAUCGUUACCUGGCCAUAGUUCACCCUCUGAAAUCAACCUACAUGCGUACACCAUCUAUGGCUACCUUGGUGAUCUGCUUGGUUUGGCUGGUGUCCUUCUUAACCAUCAUCCCAGUGUGGCUGUACAGUGGAUUAGUGCUACGGCCCGACGGCUCGGUUGGUUGUGCUUUACUUUUGCCCAACCCAGCCACUGACAGCUACUGGUUUACACUUUACCAAUUCAUACUGGCUUUUGCCACCCCUCUGGUUAUCAUCUGUGUAAUUUACUUUAAGAUCCUUCAGCACAUGUCUACAACCGUGGUCCCACUACCACAGUGAAGUAUAAGAUUGAGAACAAGGAAAAUGACCCGGAUGGCAGUGGCCAUUUGUUCAACUUUUUUCAUAUGUUGGGGACCUUUCUAUAUCCUUCAACUGGUUCACCUAAGGAUUGAGAAGCCAAGCGUCACAUUCUUCUGUGCCUACAACUUUGCCAUCAGCCUGGGCUACGCUAACAGCUGUAUCAACCCCUUUUUGUACCUCGCCUUGAGUGAGACCUUCAAGUGGCGUUUUCUGGUGCCGAUCCAAUCCGCUCGUCAGCAGGUCCGGGUGGAUAACAGUGAUGCAGAAGGAAGCACAUCUAUCAGGCUGACCAGCGAACUAUCUCAACGCACCCAUUUCACAGGAGAGUUCUCACAAAGUGUUUUGCCCGUGACAGUCACAGUUCAGUGA